Molecule: messenger RNA, 1089 nt
Organism: Limulus polyphemus (Atlantic horseshoe crab)
Lineage: Eukaryota; Metazoa; Arthropoda; Merostomata; Xiphosura; Limulidae
Product: DDB1- and CUL4-associated factor 13-like
Exons: 10
Biological process (GO): maturation of SSU-rRNA from tricistronic rRNA transcript (SSU-rRNA, 5.8S rRNA, LSU-rRNA)
Cellular component (GO): nucleolus; small-subunit processome
Molecular function (GO): protein binding
Source: RefSeq, a predicted model, not a curated record
AACAGUAUAGUUGUGGAAGAACAGAUUAUCAAGAUACAUAUUUUAUUUUUCCAGAUCAAACUGUGGAAUCUAGCCAAUAGAAAAUGCACGAGGACAAUUCAAGCUCAUUCUGGAAUGAUUCGUGGAAUUUGUGCUACUCAAGACGGAGAUUACUUUUUUUCUGUUGGAGAUGACAAAACAAUUAAACAGUGGAAUAUGCAGUCACCAUCUUGGGGAGAAACUGAAGAACCAAUGAAUACAGUAAUUGGAAAAUCAGUUAUGAUGGGAAUAUCCCACCACCUGAUGGAGCCACUAUUUGUUACAUGUGGAGAAAAAGUAGACUUAUGGGAGGAAACUCGAUCAGAACCGCUGAGGUCUUUCACUUGGGGUGUCGACAGUCUCCAUAGUGUCAAGUUUAAUCCUGUAGAGACAAAUAUCAUAGGAAGCACAGCCAGUGACCGUAGCAUAAUUCUAUAUGAUAUCAGAGAAGCCCAUCCUCUAAGAAAGGUUGUAUUAGAGCUUCGAAGCAAUACCAUAUGCUGGAAUCCAAUGGAAGCCUUUAUCUUCACAGCAGCCAAUGAAGAUCACAAUUUGUAUACAUUUGACAUGCGAAAAUUAAAGGUUCCUCUUCAGAUUCAUCUCGAUCAUGUUUCUGCUGUUAUCGAUGUAGACUACUCCCCAACGGGAAAAGAAGUUGUGGCUGGUAGCUAUGACAAAACAGUACGCAUAUUCCCCAUAGACAAAGGAAGGAGUCGGUGAGUUUACACAAAUGUUCAUGGAAAACUAAGAGUGUUAUCAAAAAGAGAAAAGGCAAAUUUCAACUACCAGAACAAACUCAAAGAAAGGUUUGCUGCUCACCCACAAGUCAAGAGAAUAGCUCGUCAUCGCCAUGUGCCCAAGCAUAUUUACAAUGCCACCCGAGAAAAACGUGUGAUGCAGGAAUCUCGCAAACGAAAGGAAGCUAACAGACGAGCACACAGCAAGCCAGGUACUGUACCGUAUGUUCCAGAGAUAGUUAAGCACAUCGUCAAGGAAGAUGAGUGAAGGACACAGUGCUAAUCUUUGUAAUGGUUUUAUGAAUGUGAAUAAAACUUUGAAAAAUUUUUGACA